Haliotis rufescens (red abalone) is the source of this 1846-nucleotide messenger RNA. Its product is annotated as 4'-phosphopantetheine phosphatase-like. Gene Ontology annotation, molecular function: pantothenate kinase activity; ATP binding. Gene Ontology annotation, biological process: coenzyme A biosynthetic process. Gene Ontology annotation, cellular component: cytosol; nucleus. Lineage: Eukaryota; Metazoa; Mollusca; Gastropoda; Lepetellida; Haliotidae. Bases 75 to 1682 code for a protein of 535 amino acids. The transcript is spliced from 11 exons. The record is from RefSeq and is a predicted model, not a curated record.
CACUCCUCACAGAGGCCAGGAGCUUUGAUGAGCUUGUUGAGCUGGCAGAAAGAGGGGAUCACCGGUCAGUGGACAUGCUGGUCAAGGAUAUCUACGGGGGCGCCUACACCAGCAUAGGUCUUCCAGGGGACAUCAUCGCCAGCAGCUUUGGGAAAGCAGCACGCUCGCCAAAAGACAAGAAUACCAAGAGUUUCAAGGAGGAGGACUUGGCCCGGAGCCUGCUGCUGUCCAUCAGUAAUGACAUUGGACAGAUCGCCUACCUGCAUGCCAGGAUUCAUAACCUCAAGAAGAUUUACUUUGGGGGCUACUUCAUCCGUGGCCAUCCUAUGACUAUGCACACUAUAACUUUUGCCAUCAACUACUGGUCAAAGGGGGAAAUCCAGGCACUGUUCUUGAGACAUGAGGGUUACCUGGGAGCCAUUGGUGCCUUCCUCAAAGGGGAGGAGGAAGAGGAUACUGAGAGAUAUUCAUGGGGAGAACAUUUUGCUGGCAGUUCUGGCCUUGUCAGCCCCAAACAGAAGUGUUUUGACAUCGCCAAAAGCAGGAGCUCAAUGUUUGACCACCUUGAGAUAGACCGCCUGGAACGUCCCCUACUGCCAUGCACCCUGCUGCUGGACGUGAACAGCUACUACCCUGACACAGUAGAUCUCACCAAAGAUGCUGAGGCCAGGGAAUAUUGGCUGCAGUGCUUUUCUCAGGGAGCUGACAAGAGCAAGCUGCAAGCUAUAAAGAGUCAGCCAAGUUCACCUGAUGCUGUGGAAAGAGCAGACAAGUUCAAGUCCAGGUACCUGGACCGACUCAGCGUGCUCAAGGCCAACCCGUGUUGUUUUGGGUCUCUGAAUGUCAGGACCCUACUGGACACAAGCAGUCAGUUUCUGUCCGAGCUAGACUUCACAGACCCAUUCUCCCAGCAGAAACAGUUUGAGAAUGAGCAGGCUCUGAAGUCACUCGAUGGUCACCUGAAUCACUUGGACACACUGUCCUGGGAUGACCGACAGAUGGCACUAGCCAAGGGUCUGUUAGCAGGGAAUGUGUUUGACUGGGGAGCAAUGGAAGUCAGGAAGAUCAUGGAGACACAGGAGUUUGGCUUUGCUGAUGCUCAGGAUAAACUGCAAGGGCGUCCAUGGCUAUUUGAUGACUUUGACGCCUGGAAAGCUAGACUGUCUCGGUCCCCACCCCACAAAUGUGCAGCCAUCUUCUGUGACAACAGUGGUGCUGACAUCAUUCUGGGUGUGAUCCCUCUGACCAGGGAGCUCUUGUCUCGAGGGACCAGUGUGAUUCUGUGUGCCAACUCCCGUCCCACUCUGAAUGAUGUCACAUUCAGUGAACUACAGCUGAUCACCAAACACGUGGCUGCAAUUUCAGGGGAGAUAAGCCAGGCCCUCACAGAAGGAAGGCUCCUCGUGAUGGAAUCAGGUCAAGGUUCACCAUGUUUAGAUCUCAGGUUGAUAGACCAAUGUCUUGUGGAUACCAUCAAAACCAUGGACACAGAUCUUAUCAUUAUUGAAGGCAUGGGUCGAGCGAUCCACACAAACUUUGAAGCAGCCUUCUCCUGUGAGUGUCUGAAAGUAGCUGUGAUAAAGAACCGGUGGUUGGCAAACCGCUUUGGUGGGGACAUGUUCAAUGUGAUGUUCAAGUACGAGAGGUCACGUCGCGUGUCGGCAUCCAACAGCACCUCAUGACAACAGCCAGGCUCAGGUGUUCAUGUGAUAUGCUUUUAACAAUGGUACUCAAGAAUAUCAAACUUCUGAUAGUAUUUUAUGAAAGAAAACUCAAGAAUCAAGAUACACGAAAUGAAAGAAAUGUAUGAUUGAAAAUGUAUCCUGAAUAAACAAUAGAUGUCAAA